This is a messenger RNA of Cucumis melo (muskmelon), 654 nucleotides long. RefSeq lists its product as uncharacterized. The record is from RefSeq and is a predicted model, not a curated record. Bases 1 to 654 code for a protein of 217 amino acids. The transcript has a single exon. NCBI's taxonomy places the organism in Eukaryota, Viridiplantae, Streptophyta, Magnoliopsida, Cucurbitales, Cucurbitaceae.
AUGGCCGUCCUCCCAAAGGUUUCGAAGCAACUUCUCAUCACGUUUUUCUGCUAUUUUGCCUCCCUUUUUGCCUUUACCUUCGUUGCUGUUGGUGUGCUAUGCUUGAUUCCUGUGAUAGCAAUCUUAAUCUAUGGCCUAAAUACUGACCAAAACUUCUUACUCGGCAUAGAAACCAUCUUUUUCUUCUUUAGCAUCUCUUAUUGUAUUGGCGUUUGGUAUUUGACAACAAUUUGGCAAUUGUCAAGCGUCGUGGCGGUUUUGGAAAAGUCAUGUGGGUUCAAAGCCAUGGCGAAAAGCAAGGGUUUACUUAAGGGGAAGAUGAAGAUGGUUAUAAUGUUAUGGGUGUCGUUGGAUUUGCCUUUGGGAGUGAUUCAGUUAGUGUUUCUUCAUUAUUUUGUUAUUAGGUCAACAUGGGUGGGCAGGAGUAUUUUGGGGAUUUGUUGGGUGCUGUUGUUUAUGGUGUUCCUUUUGGUUAAGCUUGUGUUGGAAACUGUGGUGUAUUUUGUUUGUAAAUUGCAUCAUGGUGAGAGGGUUGAUAAGUUGGCUUUGUGGAACCAUCUUCAAGGUUAUAUAUCACCUCAUCACUACGAUCAAUUGAAAGUUGAUGAUGACAAUAAUAGUGUUCAGCUUGAGAAUAAUGAAGCUGUUAGAUAG